GGAUUUUGCAAUAAAAAUAAAUAAAUAAACAAACAAGUGGGCAACAACGACGUUGAUUCUACGCCAAUUACAUUUUUAAUGUUUUCAAGGACAGAAGAUUCUAGAACCAGCUCUUUUCUCUCCGUUUGUGGUUCUAUGAUACCAAUCGCCAACACCUUCUGUUGAAUCUUGCUGCUCCCUUAUCCCUUCUUCAUUCGAAUUUUUUUAUAAUCAGUUUCCUUAAGAAAGCAUACAUCUUUGGUGAUUUCCCUUUCAGACUUUAGACUUUAGAGCAUGGCAUCGAAACGGAUCUUGAAGGAGCUCAAGGAUUUGCAGAAAGACCCUCCUACCUCUUGCAGCGCCGGUCCUGUGGCUGAAGACAUGUUCCAUUGGCAAGCUACCAUAAUGGGACCUGCCGAUAGCCCCUAUGCAGGAGGUGUAUUUCUAGUUUCUAUUCAUUUUCCUCCUGAUUAUCCAUUCAAGCCACCAAAGGUUGCAUUUAGGACCAAGGUAUUCCACCCAAAUAUCAACAGCAAUGGAAGCAUAUGUCUGGAUAUUCUUAAAGAACAGUGGAGCCCGGCACUAACCAUUUCUAAGGUGUUGUUGUCUAUAUGCUCUCUGUUGACGGACCCCAACCCCGAUGAUCCACUUGUCCCUGAAAUUGCGCACAUGUACAAGACUGACACGGCUAAAUAUGAAGCCACUGCUCGCAGCUGGACACAGAAGUAUGCCAUGGGAUGAUGGCAAAUGAAAAUCCCUCAUCGUCUAGAAGCAGCUGCGAAUCCAUGUGGGUUUCAACUCCAUUCAGGUAAAAGAAUGGAAAUAUUGAGAAUGAAUCUCAUUUUCUUUUCACCAGGACUCAAUGUUGGCAAGGAACUUUGUUGUCUUCUUGUGAAUAUUUAUUGGAAGACAUUGGAGAUUGGAAAACUUUAAUGUAAUUUUAUCAUGUCGUCUCUGAAUGCUCUGGCUAUUCUACAACUCAUAUGAUUGAUUAAGAAAUAAUAUUUUGUGGGUACGAUUCCUAUGAUACA
Molecule: messenger RNA, 1010 nt
Organism: Juglans regia (Persian walnut)
Lineage: Eukaryota; Viridiplantae; Streptophyta; Magnoliopsida; Fagales; Juglandaceae
Product: ubiquitin-conjugating enzyme E2-17 kDa-like
Exons: 5
Coding region: 274-720 (148 amino acids)
Biological process (GO): protein polyubiquitination
Cellular component (GO): nucleus
Molecular function (GO): ubiquitin conjugating enzyme activity
Source: RefSeq, a predicted model, not a curated record